Molecule: messenger RNA, 1947 nt
Organism: Plenodomus lingam JN3
Lineage: Eukaryota; Fungi; Ascomycota; Dothideomycetes; Pleosporales; Leptosphaeriaceae
Source: RefSeq, a predicted model, not a curated record
AUGUGCGAAUUCUGGGCAAAAAUAAGUCAGACUCACGCGAUGUCGGGAUUCCCUUGGGCACACAGCGGCAACGGUAGAGCAUCAUCCUCACAAAAUGGCAUCGUCAAAGGCGCAUCUACAUCCCCUUUGACGAAAACUUCCAAGCAGCAUACCAAGAAGCUCGUUCAGAUGCCAGGAACUCCCAGGUAUCGCUCGUCAGAACUGGAGACUAUGCAGCAGCCCAGUUAUAUCAAUAUGGAGUUCAAAACAGCGGCAGCUUCUGACCCGGUCGAUUGGUCGCGUAGCACACCUGAGUCCAUUGGCAGUGUAGACAGUCUACAAUUAGAUGUAGCAUCGUUACCAUGGCUGACUGACAUCAACGUCUUUGGCACUCUGCAGCCAACGAUUGGUAUGCCUGAUAUCAGCAACUUUGACUAUAGCGAUUAUAUGAAGUUUGGGGCCUCUAGGGUCUAUGAUCAGAACGCCGGCCAUCUCAGCAGCCUAGACAACACUUUCGCCGCCCCCUUGAACACGGACGGCAAUGAUACUGUAGAAUCUCGCGCCGUCCAGCAGAACACUGCUGCGCUCCACCAUCGAAAGACGGAUGAUAAAAAUAACACAAAUGGUCAAGUUGUGGCAGUCCACAAGAACAACAUAGUUGCGGGCGAACUCGUCAUCGACCGCGAAAACGAUGACUUGGACCUCCUACCGGAUUUCAGCAAUCUGAAACCUGGCCUUUCGAAUGAAUCAAUACCGGUCAUUGAUCGCAACAAUGCCAUCUUGGAUUAUGACAGUGAUCUCGGUGACAAGAAGAGUACAAUACGCAAAACUAAACCAGGCUCCCGAAUCUAUAUAGACUCCAAUAACUAUGGGAACUACGCGAGCGGCAUCGUUUAUGACAAUACCACUAGUUGGCAAGAUCCUAACCGUGAACUGCAAUUUAAUCCAGUGGGCUCAAUUGCCGGCGCUGUACCCUCCACAAGGACAAUGGUUGGCGAUCAUGGACUCUCCAACUAUCUUAAUCAAACCGGAAGAACCGGAAACCAGUUUCUUUUUACAUCUAGAGUACCUCAAGAUAUGUUUUCGGCCGGUCAAGGGAAGUUAGUAGGAUAUCAUGGGCCUGAACUGACCCAAAAGAAUGAGAAUAACGCAUCUCUCACCACACUUGGCGUUUCCCUAGGUAGGAAGACAAACCAGAAUAGCGACAUCACCGUCGGAACAAUUUUUACCGCAUAUAAUAGCACAAGUGAUUCUGUCAUAGAUCGAGAAAGCGUUCAUUCUAAGAUUCGUAGAGCCAACCGACUUAUGAGGGAAGAGAAAAAGACUAGAAAUAAUGCUAGUCGAGAAAGGCAAACCCUCUUCCAUCCCACUGACGAUCCCAGCAUUCCAAACUCUCAAAACCAGCACGAUACGCAUGUCAGUGGCCUAGUCAGUGCAAUGCGAAACAACAAGGGUUGUCUAGAGUCGAAUACGACGGAAGAAUUCAUCACACGGUGGCAGGAUGACGCCACAUACUACACCUACGCCGAGUUGCAUACCGCAGCUGACGAGCUCGUUACUGAAAUGACCAAGAUCCACAAAGAAGGCUGGAAGAAGCCCAUUUACGACUCCGGCCGCCGCGAGUUGUAUCGGAAGACAAUAUACUUCACCUUCAAUGACCGCUACGAGGCUGUUCGCGAAUAUCUCAAGUGUUCCAAGACUAUUUGUGCGGAUAUCAUGAAGGGCGAGCGAUUCUGGUCACUUUUAGGCAACCCUACGGAGCUCAUGAAGCGGGCAAUGACGAAUCAGCGCUCUAACAAGACUAAGGGAAUUCGCCUCAGUUUCGCUAUUGCGGCAGAAAAGGCAAAGAAGACUGGUGAUGCAAAGAAGAAUGGCGAAUCUGGGAAGCAGUCCAAGCGUGCGAGGGAGGAUGAGAAUAACAGUAAAGGCGAAGGUGCAGCAUCGUCCAAAAAAGCUCGUGCAGCCUAA